Molecule: messenger RNA, 4055 nt
Organism: Dermochelys coriacea (leatherback sea turtle)
Lineage: Eukaryota; Metazoa; Chordata; Testudines; Dermochelyidae
Gene: KCNN4
Product: potassium calcium-activated channel subfamily N member 4
Exons: 9
Coding region: 725-2047 (440 amino acids)
Biological process (GO): potassium ion transmembrane transport
Cellular component (GO): neuronal cell body; plasma membrane; neuron projection
Molecular function (GO): intermediate conductance calcium-activated potassium channel activity; calmodulin binding; small conductance calcium-activated potassium channel activity
Source: RefSeq, a predicted model, not a curated record
CCCUCCCCUACCACCUUCCCUCCAUCUGCUGCCACCCUCCCUGUGCCCACUGCCACCCUCCCCUACCACCUUCCCUCCAUCUGCUGCCACCCUCCCUGUGCCCACUGCCACCCUCCCCUACCACCUUCCCUCCACCUGCUGCCACCUUCCCCUGCCACUUUCCCUCCCUACUGCUGCGUUCUGCCCACCCCUUCCACCUUCCCUCCUUACUUCUACCCUCCUCCCUCCCCUGCCACCUUCCCUCCGUACGAAUAGCCCUUCAUCUAUCUCUCUUCCACCUUCCCUUUAUCUUUUUAUCACUCCGUCUCUCUCUUCUACACUCCCUCCCUUCUCUUCUCUCUCUGCCCGUCUCUUCCAAAUUCCCUCUAUUUCUUGGUCUCACCUGCUCUUGUCUCUUUCUGGGGCUGUCCCAUUCCCCUGGUCCCGGCACCUCUGCCAGGCUGACUCGCUCGCUGGCCCGUCUCUCCCGCCCGCCCGUUCACAGCGACUCUCGUCCCCCUCCUUCCUUCCUUCCUUCCUUCCCCACCCCCUCGAUUUCUCCAGCUCUCUCUUUUCCUCCGUCCCCCCCUUUCCGCUCCGUGCCCCCUGCCCGCCAGCCUGGGGGUUGUGGCCCCCCUCCCCUGGUCUCACGCUGGCUGCGUGCUGGUUGCUGAAGCGCCAGCGAUGGGGGCCAGCCGGGGGGCCCCUCACCCCCUGCCUGCCCGUGCCCCCCUACGCCCAUGAGAUGGGAGUCAAGCAGAAUGGCCCCGAAGCCACCGUCCUGCCCGUGCUGGGGGCGCCGGGCGAGAACCUGCGGCGGCUCCACCUGCGGAAGGGGCUCCUGAAGGCCGAGGGGCGGCUGGCGGGCUGGGGCCUGGCCCUGGCGCUCGGGGGCAUCCUGCUCAUGGUGCUGCACACGGAGCUGGCCUGGUUCGGGGGCUGCAAGUGGUUUGCGUAUCUGUUCCUGGUGAAAUGCCUCCUCUCGCUCUCCACCGCUGCCCUGCUGGCCCUCAUCCUCGCCUUCCACGUCAAGGAGAUCCAGCUCUUCAUGCUGGACAACUCGCUCCAGGACUGGCGCGUCGCGGUGAGCGGCCCCAAGCUGGGCCUGAUCCUGCUGGAGCUGCUGGUCUGCUCCCUGCACCCCUUCCCCGACGGGGGCCCCCCCUGCCUGGGCCCCGAGCUGGGCCCCCCGCUGUCCUUCCUGCCGGGGGCCGAGGUGCCGCUCUCGCUGCUGAUGUUCCUGCGGCUGUACCUGGUGCCGCGGGCCGCGCUGCUGCAGAGCCGGGUGCUGGGGGACGCCUCGUACCGGACCAUCGGCUCCCUCAACCAGAUCCGCUUCCAGCACCCCUUCGUCCUGCGGCUGCUGGUCAACGGCCAGCCGGGCCGGGUGCUGCUGGUGCUCACCCUGGGGCUCUGGCUCACGGCCUCCUGGGUGCUGUCCGUCUGCGAGAGGGAGAACGGAGCAGGGCACCUGGAGGGGACGCUGUGGGUGAUCCCCAUCACCUUCCUCACCAUCGGUUACGGGGACGUGGUGCCAGUGACGGUGUGCGGCCGCAUGGUCUGCCUGUGCACCGGCAUCAUGGGCGUUGGCUGCACGGCGCUGCUGGUGGCGGUGGCAGCUGCCAAACUGGAGUUCAGCCGGGCGGAGAGACACGUUCACAACUUCAUGCUGGACACACAGUGCACCAAAGAGAUGAAGAACUCGGCCGCGAACGUCCUGCAGGCGGCUUGGCUCUUCCACAAGCACAGCAAGGCCAGGGCCGGGCGCCGGGCCCGGAUGCAUCACAGGGGCUUGCUGGUGGCCAUCCACAGGUUCCGGGAGGUCCGGGUUCGGCACCGGAAGCUCCGGGACCAGGUUAACGCCCUGGUGGACGUGUCCCAGCUGCAGACGGUUCUCGGCGAGCUCAGCACCGGCCUCAGCACCGCCCAGCGCGGCCUGGAGAAGCGAAUCGACGCCCUGGAGCAGAAGCUGGACGCGCUGACGCGGCUGGUGACGGGCGCCCUGGAGGCCAAACAACCGCCGGAGCCGGGGCUGCUCCAGCCCCAGGACACCCAGACAGGCCGGUGAGGUGUUGACCCGGUGUUGGAGCCCAGACCCUGGUCCAGGGGGCACCUGCCCCAUAGAGACCUGCAGGGACUCAGCCCCCGGUACCCUGAGUAGGACUGAAGGAGACACCACUUGGGGGGUUGGGAAUGGGUGGACAACAGCGCUACCUGGUGGCCGCAGCCCGGAACCGCACUUCCCAAGUGCAAGAGGGUCACACACCCAAAGGGGGGGCUGUCGGUUUUGCGACGUGCCGGGGGGGGGGGUGAAACACGGAGGGUACACGCCUUACUGGAGGGGAUCCCCACUGGGGAAUGAUCCAGGCAGGGGCCCACGCUGCGCAGACCCAGGCUGCAGAAGAUGGAAGGCACGUGCUUUGCACCAGUAGAUGUGAUUGUGAAGAGGCGUGCGAGGGCCCUAGGAUGUGAGUUAGGGAAGACGCACGCUUUGCACAAGGGGCUCUGGGAUUGUGAAGGCUCCAGCGCGUGUGACGCGGCAAGUGAAUGUGAGCUGUUAGGCAAAAAAGCUAGGCUGUGAAACAUGGUCAGCCUGUGCUUUGCACCAGGGGCACCAUGAUUGUGAACAGGCAUGUGAGGGUUGCCGGCUGUGAAACAUGGCAGAUGCAUGUUUUGCACCGGGGCUCUGGUAUGCGAGGGACGUAGUGUGUGAGACUUGGAAAGCACCUGCUUUGCACAAGAGGCUUUGGGAUUGUGAGCAGCCGUGCAAGCCUCUAGAAACGUGAAACACAGAGCACAUGGGUGUCGUAAUAGGUGGUGGCUCAGUGUGCGAGGGUGCUAAGUGUGAAAGACAGCGGUUCCCCUCUUUAGAUAAGACUGUGCACGCUCACACCAGGAGGCAGACCACAGAGGGUACGACCCUCAAUUGGGGCAAAUGGCUGUACGUACAGCACCAGGCGCGCCCAAGGCCAGUUCUUGUUGCUGACCAGCCUAGAGCACCAUGAAAUACCCAGGCUGGAAGGGCCCCUGGAGCAUGGGUUUAACGCGGGGGGCGCUGGUGCCUUGCACAUUUCAGCCAAGAGACAAACGCGAGGCCUUGGCCCAUUGUGGGCACUAGAGCCCUCCUGGUUCCCCCUCCUGCCCAGACUGAGGGCAUGAACCCAGGCGUCCUGGCCAAACCCAGCUCCCGUGAUUCCCUUCUGCUUCCCUAAACUCCCCACUGCAGUUGCAGUUCUCCCUCUCGCGCUGUCCUAAACACCCGGAGGUGGCUGCAUCAUCACCGAGGGGUCCCUGUGUAAACAGCCCCUGUCCCCCACCCCAGAGGUGGCCACAUCUCAGCGCCGGGCAAGGGGUGCCUGUCUAGCCAUUUAGGCUUAGAGUCAGGAACAUCCCAGGCAACUGUAUGUGUGGGGGGCAGGAAAUGGAAUCCCCUAAAUUAACAGGGGGUCCCCAUGACAUGACAGUCCCAGCGGGGUUAGACGGAGGGUGUGAAUUACCCCGCAGAGGUGGCGGGGGGGGAGUUUCAUGGCCAUCAGCUCUUCGGGGCAGGGACCAGCUUUGGGGUUGGGGUUUGUCCAGUGUCUGGGGCUGGGGCACCCCCACAGUGCCUGGCAUGCAGGGCCCUGGGGUACGGGAUGCCCAGCUGUGCUGCCGAACAGUGCCUGGCACAUGGGGCCCUGGGGUGCUGGAUGCCCAGCCAUGGUGCCGUACAGUGCCUGGUACGCGGGGCCCGGGGGUGAUGGAGGCCCAGCCAUGGUGCUGCACAUGGGGCCCUGGGGUGCAGGAUGCCCAGCCAUGGUGCCAUACAGCGCCUGCUACGUGGGACCCUCAUGUGCUGGAGGCCCAGCCAUGGUGCCAUACAGCGCCUGGCACGCAGGGCCCUGGGGUGCCCGAGGCCCAGCCGUGGUGCCGUACAGCGCCUGGCACGCAGGGCCCUGGGGUGCCCGAGGCCCAGCCGUGGUGCCGUACAGCGCCUGGCAGGCAGCGCUGGCUCCCGGCAGUUUGAUGGUCACGGACACAGCUGCUGCAUUGGAAAUAAAAGCCGUCUGCCCACCUGCCCGACUCCGCCUCUCUUC